AUGAGUAAUAUAUCUACUACCACUACUACUACUACAAACAAUGUGACUACAUCUGACAUACCAACAGAAUUAGAUCUUGCUUUUAUUAUUGAUGCUACCUCUAGUAUGUCCGGAUACAUUAAAUCUGCUCAAGAGAAUAUGCGAAAAAUCAUUGAAGAUAUUAUAAAGAGUGAACAUUGUUUAUUGAAUACUGCUUUAAUCCUCUAUCGUGAUCACCCACCACAAGACAGUACAUUUGUUAUUAAAGUUCAUGAUUUUACAGACGAUGCAGAAGAAGCAAAAACGAAUAUUGAUGCGGCUGCUGCUUAUGGAGGUGGAGAUGGGCCUGAAGCAGUAGCACCUGCACUACAUGCAGCUGUUCAUACUUUGUCAUGGAGAAAGGAUGCAGUAAAAAUUGCUCUUCUCAUUGCUGACGCACCUCCUCAUGGCUUAGAUACCAAUGGUGAUGGAUUUCCAAAUGGUGAUCCAUCUGGACAUGAUCCAGUUGAAUGUGUGGCUUUACUUGCUGAACGUAGUAUUACUCUAUAUACAAUUGGUUGUGAACCAACAAUUACCCCUUAUCGUGAUUUUUUUAUGGCACUUGCCUUUAAAACUGGUGGUCAAUAUAUACCCUUAGCUAAUUGUAAUGAUUUAGCUUCAAUCAUUAUUGGUUCAGCAAGAGAGGAAAUUUCUAUGGAACGAUUAUUAGCACAAGUACAUGAAGAAGUUAUGCGUGAAGCAGCAUUACGUGGUGGUCCAGUUGAUGAAACUGAACUUACUCGUCGUAUACAUGAAGUAAUGCAUGGUGAUGGUGUUAAAGUACGUCGAUUAAAAGUAGAUAAUCAAGAUGGAACAACAAAUAUUCCACCGAUAACACCUGCUGCUGAACAUCUUUCUACACUAGCAAAUUUAAAAGAUGUUCGAGAAAAUUUUACAAUAGCUCCUACCACAUUUGGAGGAUUAUUUGGUAUAACUCCACCAGCGUCAACACUUUUUCGUACAUCAGCUAAGAAAACACGGACGCGUAAGAGUGCACCUACUAUUACAAAAGCACCAGCAAAACGUACAACAACACCUAAGACUAAGAUAACACCUACUACAAUUAAAAAGAAAACUCGACGAGAAAUAGUUCGUGGUAGUCGACGUAGUGCUCGAUUAGCAUUUACUAAAAAUAACGAUAGUGAUGAUGAUGAUGAUGAUGAUAAAGAAAAAUCAACAGAUGAAGAAGUAAUGGAUACCACAGAUGUUCCAAUACCAUCGACUGUUAAACCAGCGAGAAUGAAAACUGAAGUCUCUAAUAUAAGUUUAAAAGAUGAUGAAUUACUUGAUAUUAGUCAAACUCGAAGACUUGUUCGUAAAUGUGUUGCUCGCAAUAAACUCAAAUCAACCUGA
Messenger RNA from Adineta steineri, 1371 nucleotides. The record is from the annotation of a GenBank genome assembly. Lineage: Eukaryota; Metazoa; Rotifera; Eurotatoria; Adinetida; Adinetidae.